Acytostelium subglobosum LB1 is the source of this 882-nucleotide messenger RNA. RefSeq lists its product as hypothetical. The record is from RefSeq and is a predicted model, not a curated record. The annotation marks the transcript as partial. The transcript has 5 exons. Gene Ontology annotation, molecular function: S-adenosylmethionine-dependent methyltransferase activity. NCBI's taxonomy places the organism in Eukaryota, Evosea, Eumycetozoa, Acytosteliales, Acytosteliaceae.
AUGUACUCGAGGGCCAGAGCCAUCACAACAUCAACAACAUCAUUCAUUCAAAUCCAACGACUUUCCAACAACAAACGAUCAAUGUCAACAUCAUCAUCACAACCAUCAACAACAUUUGUUGAUCACUUUGGCAAGGUGAGCGACUCGUACCGCACGUUCAGACCAACGUACCCACCAGAGUUGUUCGAGGUGCUCAAGAAACACACGGCCAACACGCCUCGCAAGCUUGCGUUUGACAUUGGCUGUGGCACUGGUCAGGCCACCGUCGAGAUUGCCAAGUUCUUUGAGAAGGUGAUUGGAUUCGAUCCAUCCGCUGGUCAGAUUGGCAGCGCCGUCUCCGACUCGUCCAACGUCGAGUACAAGGUGUCGCCCGCCGAGUGCAUCGACUAUGAUGGACCCAAAGCCGAUCUCAUCACCGUCGCUCAAGCAGCUCACUGGUUCGAUUUGCCCAAGUUCUUUGGUGAGGUCAAUCGUCUUCUCCAACCUGAUGGAUCAUUGAUUAUUUGGUGUUAUGGAACAUGUUCAAUCACUGAUAAUGAUGAGAUCAAUGCCAUUCAUAUGGAUUACUACAGCAACACACUUGGUGAUCAAUACUGGCCUGCCAACAGAAAGUUGAUCGAUCGCAACUAUGAGGACAUCAUCCCGCCAUUCCCAAACACAACCAGGGAGCAGAUAUCAUUCACCAAAACACUUUCAAUCAAUAGUAUGAUUGGAUACUAUGGUACAUGGUCUGGAUACAAUAAGUAUAAGGAGAUGAAUAAUGGACAGGAUCCACUUCCAUCAUUGAAGCAGAGGUUGAUCGCUGCCCUUGGAGCAGGUGCCGAUGAGAACACCAUGAUCACACUUCGUUUCCCAGUCUACUUCAUCAUCUCCAAGUUCAAA